This is a messenger RNA of Capsicum annuum, 2508 nucleotides long. RefSeq names its product solute carrier family 40 member 3, chloroplastic. Gene Ontology annotation, molecular function: iron ion transmembrane transporter activity. Gene Ontology annotation, cellular component: membrane. The record is from RefSeq and is a predicted model, not a curated record. Gene Ontology annotation, biological process: iron ion transmembrane transport. NCBI's taxonomy places the organism in Eukaryota, Viridiplantae, Streptophyta, Magnoliopsida, Solanales, Solanaceae. Bases 482 to 2242 code for a protein of 586 amino acids. The transcript has 13 exons.
UUUAGCCCAACAAAGAGGAAAAUCAUGUUUAUACGAAUUUUUCACCACCUAGGUGAUGUUUUUCGUUUUGUUCUUGCGUCAAAUAGGCAGAAAGGUGGAGGGAGAAUUCACACUUUCAACUACAAUUGAGGGACCAAUUGAACAAUUUCCGUAAGAAACAAAUAGUACUAUCCAGCAAGCAUUUUCCAAUAUUUUUAUAUCAAGUGGACAGACUCCAGAGCAUCGGAGAAAAAGAUAAACACGUCAGCAGCAAAAUUCUGGCCUUAAGGCAAUCCAUUUGUAUCGAAAAAGGGCAAUCCAUUUGUGAUUUUUGAUUUGGCCGCCUCCCUUUUUUUCCUCACACAUAUAUCUCUACAUUCUCUUCAAUCGAAUGACCAAAACGAAACCCUAGAAUAUCGCCGGAGCUGAAAGACUGCAUGAGUAGUCACCGAGAAGAAACAGAGUGCUUCAAAGCAGUGAAGCAGCAAUUCAAUAAAAUACAAUGGUGGUCGUUGUUUCUCAAGCUCAGCCUUGGUCUGCCUUCCUUACUCUCCGCCAAUCUCCUCUUACGUCGUCGUUGCCGUCUUCCUUUAGAAUACCUCCUCGCUUCUCUAAUCGUCGAUGGUUAACUCAUCGUUUUACUACUCAAAGGGUUGGAAGUCUUAACUCUAGAUGUUCCAUAAAUACUGACGUCUUAACUGACAUUUCAACUGAUCAAGAGGUUCGGGAUGAUGUUGCAACUGAUGAUUGUGGCUAUACAGUGCCUGUUCUUCAUCUCAAAUCUGAUAUUUUGGAAACUGACGCACUAAAUAUGCUAGCCAAGGGCACAUUUGUGGACACUCUCUUGACAACAUUGCCAGUCUUAUCAGAGGAGGAGCAGAAUAUUAUUGCUGCAACUCCUGCUCAUCCAGCUGGGUUAUAUGCUUUAUAUGCUAGUUGGCUGGCUGGGAAUAUGGUGGAACAACUUUGGAAUUUUGCCUCGCCUGCUGCCAUUGCAUUGAUUCAUCCUAGCCUUCUUCCUGUAGCACUGAUGGGUUUCUUCGCUAAGCUUGCUGUAAUUGUUGGAGGGCCUUUGGUUGGCAAACUUAUGGAUCACUUUCCUAGGGUUCCUGCGUAUAAUUGUCUAUCAAUAGUCCAGACAGCUGCCCAGAUGGUGUCUGUUGGAAUGAUUAUACAUGGUCAUACACUUCAUCCAACAUCUGCAUCAUCUUUACUUUUCCGUCCUUGGUUUAUUGUGCUUGUUCUAGUGGGAGCUGUUGAGAGGCUAUCUGGGCUAGCAUUGGGGGUUGCAGUGGAGCGUGAUUGGGUUGUUUUGUUAGCUGGAACCAAUCGCCCAGUUGCUCUUGCUCAAGCAAAUGCUGUUCUAAGCCGUAUUAACCUGUUAUGCGAGAUUGUUGGAGCAGCAGUAUUUGGCAUUCUUCUCUCUAAAUAUGAACCUGUGGUAUGCUUAAAAAUUGCAGCUGGUUUGAUGAUGGGGACACUCCCUAUUGUGGUAUCUCUGACAUGGCUAACCAACAAGCUUUCCUCUGGGGUUCUUGACCGAGCUGUGGAAACUUGUUUCAGUUGUUCCUCCCCAUCUUCACUAAAAUCAGAAAAUAUAGUCGCAGUGGGUCUGGAAGCUGUAAAGCAUGGAUGGUUUGAAUAUGUUAGACAACCUGUUCUUCCAGCAAGCAUAUCCUAUGUGCUAUUAUACUUCAAUGUUGUUCUUGCACCUGGUGGUUUAAUGACAGCAUUUUUAACAAAGCAAGGUUUAAAUCCAUCUAUUAUUGGGGGCUUUAGUGGAUUAUGUGCUUUUAUAGGCGUUGCAGCGACAUUUGUGUCUGCAAAGAUGGUCAAGCACUUUGGCAUCUUAAAGGCUGGAGCCGCUGGCCUAGUAUUCCAGGCUCUGCUUCUGACCACGGCUGUUGCUGUUUAUUGGAGUGGAUCUCUUUCUCAGCAGACUCCCAUUUUCUUUUUCUUGGCUUUAGUUGUAUUGUCAAGACUGGGACACAUGUCCUAUGAUGUCAUCGGGCAACAGAUUCUACAAACUGGAAUUCCUGCAUCCAAGGCCAAUCUUAUCGGAACUACCGAGGUUUCUGUUGCGAGUUUAGCAGAAUCAAUAAUGUUAGGAGUUGCUAUAAUUGUAAAUGAUGUCUCCCAUUUUGGAUUUCUAGCGACGAUUUCCCUUGUGUCCGUAAUUGGGGCAGCAUGUCUAUACUGUAGAUGGUUGGAAAAUCCAACAGAUAUACAAAGGACUCUUUUCUCUUUUAGCCCUAAUAUAUGAAAUGCCACAAGUACAUAAGUAGCAUGGUUUAUAUCAUCACAUUGAAAGUUACAUCAACAACAUGCCCUACUGUAGUCCCACAAUGAGGUCUGGGAGGAUGGAUGUUCACAGACCUUACCCCUACCUUUGUGAGAUAGCACAUUGAAAGUUAUACAUGGCAAUUGAAAUGCAUCCAGUAUGCCUUUUGUAAAUUACUUAUUAUCAUCAUUAUAUCAGCUAACAUCAAUGUAUAAUUUUAUAUAAAAGUUGUACUCAUUUUAAGUGAA